This is a messenger RNA of Phialemonium atrogriseum, 3219 nucleotides long. RefSeq lists its product as uncharacterized. Lineage: Eukaryota; Fungi; Ascomycota; Sordariomycetes; Cephalothecales; Cephalothecaceae. The coding region runs from base 1 to 3045 and encodes 1014 amino acids. The transcript has 2 exons. Gene Ontology annotation, biological process: DNA alkylation repair; DNA repair. The record is from RefSeq and is a predicted model, not a curated record. Gene Ontology annotation, molecular function: dioxygenase activity. Gene Ontology annotation, cellular component: nucleus.
AUGUUUCCCAUCAACCCGUCCGUCCUCCCCUCGUUGCCCAUACGGAAGGCCCUCCUGGUCCUUGACCUACAGAACGACUUUGUCUCGGCCGACGGGGCGCUCCCCGUGAAGGACCCCAAGGGCUUAGUUUCUCGGACUCUCAAGGUCGCCAAGGCGUUUCGCGCCUCAGGCGUUGGAGAUGUUAUAUGGGUGCGCAGCGAGUUCGAUCGGCACAGGCCAUUGUCGUCGGAGAGCGACCAGAUCGCAACCUCAGACUCCCCGCAGCUGGCCAGGCGCACCACUGCUAUGAUGAGGGGCAGGCAGCCCGCAUCCGGACGCCACGACCAGGCUGCUAUGGAGGCCGACGAGGAAGCCUUCCUGACUGUCCCUCCUGGGAGUGAGAAGCCAGCUUGCGUAAAGCCGGACACUGAAGGUUCGCGGCUUGUCGCCGAGGUUGAGGAAGUCAUAGACGCCGCCCGGGAUUUCACUCUUACCAAGACGCACUACAGCGCAUUCGCGACCGGGCAUCAGCUGCUGCAGCUGUUGCGGGGCCGGUUCGUGACAGAAUUAUACGUCUGCGGAGCGCUGACGAACGUCAGCAUCUAUGCAACUGCGCUGGACGCAGGCCAGCAUGGGUACGACAUGACGAUAGUGGAGGACUGCUGCGGCUACCGGAGCGACAUGCGACAUGGCAACGCCCUGCGCCAGCUGAUGGACCUUACCGGCUGCGAUGUAAUGGAAGCGGCCGACGUCAUCUCCAAGAUGAAGCCUGCGGAGCCAGACAUCAAAGAGGGAGGGGACGGCCAGAGACACGACAGACGCGGCAAGACAGGUAGCAGGAGCGGUGGCGGAGAGAGCGGAAGCGGUAACAGGAAGUCACCCGUACGUCCACUCGCUCCAGCAGAAGACGACUCGUCAGACCUGCACUUGUCCUUGCGCGACUUGACACUAAGUGGUGCGUCUCAUCCAGCUCCAUCUACACCGCCGCCCAAGCCAGAAGCAAAAACCGCUACGCGCGCACAGCCGCUUCAGCCCCUGGUAAAAGACACCGCGUCAACCAAAUUGCGCCGCAGUCUUUUGCCUGUCGACAACAGCCCCUUGGAAGUCGAUCCCGAUCCGAUAGGUCCAUCAUUGCCCGAUGAUGGUGGGGUUGGGGAUGACUCACGGAAGCCAAUGGAUGGUGGUCGAAGUUCACUAAGUAACUUUAGAAGCAGUGGCUUAAAAGGGCCGCCUGGCAUCCGGAAUCCAACGCGGAGGACAGAUGCGAGGAAACCAUCGACGCCGUCUCAUCCUGCUGUUGAUUCCAAAUUGUCCGGGGGAUCUAUCCCGCGUAAGAUAAGCCCGAUCCAAGCCAAGCCCACAAGUCACACCACAAGGCGACAUCCUUCAGGAGAGAGCACAUCAUUCUUGUCAACAAUGGAAGAGCAAACCACCUUCCACGGCGCUGUCACCUCCGAGCCGCUCUGCGAGGGAGAUACCACCAUCAUCCAAAAUGUCCUGCUUCCCGACCUGGCGUCGACAGCCUUUGAGCGGCUAGAGGCCGAGGUCAAGUGGGCACGCAUGUCACACCAAGGCGGGGAGGUCCCACGUCUUGUCGCCGUGCAAGGUGCAGUUGACAGCGAAGGCAACAUGCCAGUAUACAGACACCCGGCUGACGAAUCGCCACCUCUGCUCCCAUUCUCGCCAACGGUUCUGGAGAUCAAGGCCGAGGUCGAGAAGCACCUGGGACACCCCCUGAACCACGUGUUGAUCCAGUUCUACCGCGACGGCAACGACUACAUAAGCGAGCAUAGCGACAAGACGCUGGAUAUCGUCCACGGCAGCUUCAUCGCCAACGUGAGUCUGGGCGCCGAGAGGACCAUGAUCUUCCGAACCAAGAGGCUGGAUAAGGACCCCUCAAGGAAGCAUGGCAAGGCCGGCGCCCGCACCGACUCCUCCCCGGCCGGCCCGGACACCACCGCCAAGGGUGAUGCCGCAGAACCCGAAAACGACCCUCCCAAGCGACAGGUCCAGCGAGCCCGCCUCCCGCACAACUCGCUCUGCCGCAUGGGCCUAGUGACCAACAUGCGCUGGCUGCACUCGAUCCGCCAGGACAAGCGCGCAGGCCGUGACAAGGACCCCUCGGAGCUGGCCUUCGGCGGCGCCCGCAUCAGCCUGACCUUCCGGCACAUCGGCACCUUCCUGGACGCGUCCCAGUCGCUGAUCUGGGGCCAGGGCGCCGCGGCCAAGGACCGCGCCGGGGCCCGCGCCGUCGCCAAUGGCCAGACCGACGAGGCCACCCGCAUGCUGCGCGCCUUCGGCGCCGAGAACCACAGCUCCGAGUUCGACUGGCCCCGCCACUACGGCGCCGGCUUCGACGUCCUGCACGUCGGCGUCACAGCCCCGCCGCAGCCACAGCCACAGCAGCCGCGCUGGUUCCCCGGCGCAGACGACGUCGCCAACGCGCGCGUCGCCCUCACCCUCGCGGGCCUGGGCGUUUCGUGCGUCAAGGGCACUGACAGCGACAGCAGUGGCACGGGCUCCGGCCCCGCGCCCGACGCAGUCCGCCUCGUCGACGAUGACGCCGUCGUCGUAGAGGGCCACCAGGCCAUCAUGCUGUACCUCGACGCCGUCCACGGCAGCUCGCCCCGCGGCGCCCCGCCUCCUCCUCCUCCCCCUCCCACCCCGCGGUCCGAGCUCGCCAGGCGCCUGACCCGCUUCCAGCAGGCGUCGGCGCUCCUGGAGCAGUGGCGCGCCGCAGCGCCGAGCGGUCGGGGCGCGGCACCACCAUCUGCGCUGCGGGCCUCCCUGGCGGCCUGGGACGCCUACGCCAGGGAGGCGAGAGAGGUCGCCGCGGCGGCGGGGCGGGCGGCGUACAUGGCGGGCGGGGAGCGGGCGUCCAUCGCCGACUAUGCUGUGUGGCCUGUCCUGCGGGACGUGGCGCGCGUGUGCGGCGAGGGGUUCUUGGAUGGGUAUGAGGACUUGGCUGCGUAUUAUAGGUUGAUGAGGGGGAGCAGGGCUGUUAUCGAGGUAUUUGGCGAGGAGGGGGGAGGUGGUGAUGGUGAUGAUGGGGCGUUGACGAAGUGAUUUUGUCGAGCGUGUGUAUAUCGAGGACCGGAUCCUACCUCCUGGCGGUGCUGGUGCAAAAGAGGGAUGUUAGACAGGAAGCUUGGAUAACAACAUGGUCUUGGAUAGAUGAACCUGGAGCUUCAUUGUACGGGGAUAUGAUUUGGUAUACAAGGUGCUUGCAUAACUGGAAAA